AUGACCUCAGCAUAUUUGCAUACACACUUCCUGCAACCACCAAUGAUUGCUCGAGGCACUCCACGAGAAUGUUUGCCUCCCAGACCUCCUGUUAAGAGUGCUCCUCCUCUCAGCCGCGUGUUUGGUCAUAGACUUAGACAGAAGGCUUUGCCUGUAUCAUUCAGACGUGUUCAGAAUCAAAUCUGCCUGAUGAAUCCCAACUAUGAUGCGAGUAACAAGGAACUUUACUUCAAUCAGUGCUUUGAAGUGGUGUCAAAAAUUGGUGCUGGUUCCUUUGGGGAGAUUUUCUUUCUCUCCACUUUAUUCCCCUCCUCCUUCCUUUUUACUCUUCAGCAUAAGAAACUCUGUAGUGUCAGUCGUUCAUUUGAUCUUAAAUAUGUCAUUCGUCAGAUGUUGGAUCAUGAUCCAAACAGUCGCCCAAGUGUUGACCAAUUAUUGGCCUUCCCUUGCAUCAGAAAGAGCUCUCCAAUCAUCUAUCUUUAUAAAUUUGAAAUUCGUUUUGGAGGUGUAGUUUUAAAUUAUCUAUCUAUCUAUCUAUCGGGAAAUCAAGUAAAGAAACGAGCUGCUGCUUGUACCAUUUUCUUUCUUGUUGAUGAUGUCUCUCUCUCCUCUCUAUCCUGGUUGUUGUCAUCGUCUUCAUACUUGUGUGGUGUUAGGUGUGGCUCUAGUGGUUUGCCAAGUAUUACACGCCCUUUUCUUAUCUGUAGUUCUACACCAGUGGCAGAUUCAUUUGUGAACCAAUGUGACAAUUCAAAUGAUGAUAAACGACCCUCAACACCAAUCAUAAUCCCCAAUGAUGGUAUACGACCAAUUGAACCUAAAAAUUUAUUAGGGAUGUUUGAUGCUGCCAGUGAUGAAGACCAACUCUGA
Acanthosepion pharaonis is the source of this 870-nucleotide messenger RNA. Lineage: Eukaryota; Metazoa; Mollusca; Cephalopoda; Sepiida; Sepiidae. The record is from the annotation of a GenBank genome assembly.